AUGAUCCUUUCUAUCUCUUAUUCCGGCACAGCCCGCGGCCCCAGCCCAUCUAGCCCGACUCCACCGCCGGUUGCUGCCCCAGCCGAGCAGGCGCCUCGCGCCAAGGCCCCCAGAGGGUCCCCCGAGAGCCAGCGGAGGAGCAGCUCACCUGAGAGACUGAGUCCUGGCUCGCCCGUGUGCAUAGUGGACAGGCCAAAAUCUCAACAAAUUCGAACCUCUAGUACAAUAAGGCGAACCUCUUCUUUGGAUGCGAUAACAGGACCUUACCUCACAGGACAGUGGCCACGGGACCCUCAUGUUCACUACCCUUCAUGCAUGAAAGAUAAAGCUACUCAGACACCUAGUUGUUGGGCAGAGGAGGGAGCAGAAAAACGAUCCCAUCAGCGCUCUGCAUCAUGGGGAAGUGCUGAUCAACUGAAGGAGCAGAUUGCCAAACUGAGGCAGCAGCUACAAUGCAGCAAGCAAAGUAGUCGUCACAGUAAAGAGAAAGAUCGGCAGUCACCUCUCCAUGGCAACCACAUAACAAUCAGUCAUACUCAGGCUAUUGGAUCAAGGUCAGUACCUAUGCCUUUGUCAAACAUAUCCGUGCCAAAAUCAUCUGCUUCACGUGUGCCCUGCAAUGUAGAAGGAAUAAGUCCUGAACUGGAAAAGGUAUUCAUCAAAGAAAACAAUGGAAAGGAGGAAGUGUCCAAGCCUUUGGAUAUACCAGAUGGUCGAAGAGCUCCACUCCCUGCUCACUACCGGAGCAGUAGUACUAGCAGCAUCAAUACUCAGACUCCUUCUGUCCAAGAGCGCAGCAGUAGCUGUAGCAGCCACUCCCCCUGUGUGUCUCCAUUUUGUCCUCCGGAAUCCCAGGAUGGAAACCCUUGUUCAACAGAAGAUUUGCUCUAUGAUCGUGAUAAAGACAGUGGGAGUAGCUCACCAUUACCCAAGUAUGCUUCAUCUCACAAACCAAACAACAGCUACAUGUUCAAACGGGAGCCCCCAGAGGGAUGUGAGCGAGUGAAGGUCUUUGAGGAAAUGGCGUCUCGUCAGCCAUCGGCCCCUCUAUUUUCAUGUCCUGACAAAAACAAGGUUAAUUUCAUCCCAACCGGAUCAGCUUUCUGUCCUGUAAAACUUCUCGGCCCUCUCCUACCUGCCUCAGACCUGAUGCUGAAGAACUCUCCUAACUCUGGCCAGAGCUCAGCUCUGGCAACACUAACCGUAGAGCAGCUCUCUUCCCGGGUUUCAGCACCAGUUGUGGCAAACCCCCCUGUGUACACGAGGCUGGCUCCAUCCCCAGCACCCCAUAGACCACCAGGUAUGGGGGUGAACACUUGUGAGACAGAUGAAAGAUCAGAAAUUCAAGGUCACCAUUCACUGCACAGCUGUAGUCCUGGGCUGUCAAUAGAACUGUGCUCAAGGCAGAGUUCUGAGUUUGAUCCUUAG
Molecule: messenger RNA, 1428 nt
Organism: Arvicola amphibius (Eurasian water vole)
Lineage: Eukaryota; Metazoa; Chordata; Mammalia; Rodentia; Cricetidae
Product: glucocorticoid-induced transcript 1 protein-like
Cellular component (GO): cytoplasm
Source: RefSeq, a predicted model, not a curated record